UCUCUCUCUCUCUCUCUCUCUCUCUCUCUCUCUCUCUCUACUCUAUAUUCUCUAUACUCUGUAUCCUCACCCAUGAGACCCCGCAGUCCCCAGCGCCUCCGCAUUUCUGGCUUCCGACAAUGACACUCGCUUCCAACUCCAACCGUCUCGAGUCGACUUCUCGUGCCCAGUCGCGCAAGUUGCCUGCAAACUCAACUGCUGCCCCCAGGAAACGCCGAAAACGAACCGUCGCCAGUGGCGCGUCGGACGAUUGCUUCACCUGCACUAAGCGGAGCUCGCGUUGCGACCGCCGUCGUCCAUACUGUUCGCAAUGCCUGGAUUCGGGUCGAGAAUGCGCGGGAUACAAAACCACCUUAACCUGGGGGGUUGGGGUCGCCAGUCGAGGAAAACUACGGGGGUUAUCCCUGCCGGUGACAGGGGCUCAACCGACCACGACUUCGAAAUCGUGGCCCUCUUCUUCAGCCAACCAACCUGAACCGGCAACCUCGUCGACCCCUCCUCGUUCUGUUCCAUCGAAUGUUCCGGGCGCGACCCCGCUGGAAUCAACAUCACCAUCAGUAGCACCUUAUCAACAGCCUUCUCAGCAACCGUCUCCCGCGUCGGAUACUGCGCAAAAUGGGAUGCCAUGGCCACAUGGGUUGCCUUUGGUUCCGGAGGUCUGGCCCAGUACAUCCAUGUAUUCUCCGACGGCUUAUUCGCCAAGUUCAACCACUCAGGUUGAUUUUGGAGAGUGUCUGGCAGCAAACACUCCUCCGUUUUUCGCAAUGGGAACUAAAGCGGUCAGUCAGCCUUCAAUGACGGCGCAAUGGCCCAGACAGGGAUCAGAGGCGCAGGAAACACAGGACUAUGAGAACGCAUUUUCGUGGGCACAAUGUCCUUCUCCGUCGUAUUCUCAGAUGCUUCUGUCGAGAUCAGUUGGAAACACGCCUCGUCUUCGGUAUCUGAUCAGUUACUAUGCUGAAGUUAUCGCCCCGAUGAUUGUGGCGUUUGACAGCCCGACGAACCCGUUCCGCGCGCACAUUUUACAUCUGGCACGGGAUAGUGAGUCCCUUCAAGAGGCCAUCGCGACUCUUUCGACCAGUAACUUGCGACAACGGCAAGCGCGCAAGACCAUGUCCACGGAGAGGACCCCGGCGUCUCGAAUGUCAUACAUGGCGCAUCGGGCGCUGACCCAGGAAGAUCCGGGAAGCCACUCGGCCUCGGAAAUUGCGCAGGAGGAACAGUACCACCGCGGACGGGCCGUGAAAGCUUUGAAUGCGGAGUUGGCGGAUCCGCAACAACGAUUGUCGGAUUCAGUGUUGGCGACUCUGCUCAUCUUGUGCCUGUUUCAUGUCUGCGACACGGGGGUUGCCCAAUUCAAGACGCAGUUUGCAGGAGUCACCAAGUUGUUGGCCAUUCGGAUGCGUGCGAGCGGGAGAGUGACGGAUGAUCUGAAAUGGUUUAUCCGUAUGUUCACUUGGUUUGACACGAUGACUGCAACAACCAAUGAUCGUGAGAGCCACCUGCGCGGUACGUGUUUGGACAUUACCUCCCUAUCAGACGGAGACUGGGGCCUCGAGGAGCUUGCCGGCUGCGACGCCGGCCUUUUCCGACUGGUUGCGCAACUGGGUCGUUUGAAUCUGCUCAGCCAGGAUCGAACGCCGCGGGGCCCAACGGCCCCGGAGAUAUCUGUUCCCACGACGACCCUUCCGCCGUCGAUGACUCAUCCACAGGGCAUGUUUGUCGUGCCCGGUGGUGUUCCGGCAGCGGUCAAUCUUAACGGAUUUCCGACCGCUCCGCCGCCGCAGGUCAAUGCGCCCAGCCCUUGGCCGACGUCGCCUGCAUUUUGGAGCGAGUGGUAUUCUCUGCGUCAAAAAUUGGAAGCGUGGCGGUAUCUGCCUCAUGGCAGUGGAACCAGGCCUGCACCGCCAUAUAUCUCGCCGCCGUCGUCGCCAUCGUCGUUGUCGACGGUCGCAUCCCAACACUAUGAGGAAAUCUUCCAUGUGUCUGAGUCAUUCCGACACGCGGCGAUCCUCUACAGCGAACGACUUGCGUAUCCGGAUCUACCGUCCAGCCACUCGCGUUUCCAAAACAUCGUGCAGGUCGUCAUGCACCAUCUCACAGCAGUGCAAUCAGACGCCUACCUACUCUGGCCACUUUUCGUCACGGGAUCGGAAUGUGUCCUGGAAAGCGACCGCAGCAUGAUUCGCCAGCGAUGUCGGGACAUCUCCCGAGACUCUGGAUUCUGCAACAACCUGGCGUGCCUGGAUCUACUGGAGAAGAUCUGGGCACAGAACGCCACAACAGACGGACACGGAAACUGGCGGGCACCGAGCGAAGCACUGGCGUUUGAACGGGGCUUCCGAUGGCAGCAGGCGAUGCGAUCCAAACGAGCGGAUUCCGAGUACAUGGUGGUUUAAACGUAGUGAUACCUUAUGCUGGCUGGCCCGAUCUGGUAUCUGUUGAUGAAGGUAUCUCAUACCAUGACAUGUAUAUACUAGACCCUGUACAUAGAGUAAUAUAUAUUUCACCGAUUACCAGCGGUACAUA
Aspergillus glaucus CBS 516.65 is the source of this 2529-nucleotide messenger RNA. RefSeq lists its product as uncharacterized. Gene Ontology annotation, molecular function: DNA-binding transcription factor activity, RNA polymerase II-specific; zinc ion binding; transcription cis-regulatory region binding. NCBI's taxonomy places the organism in Eukaryota, Fungi, Ascomycota, Eurotiomycetes, Eurotiales, Aspergillaceae. Gene Ontology annotation, cellular component: nucleus. The record is from RefSeq and is a predicted model, not a curated record. The transcript has a single exon. The coding region runs from base 120 to 2399 and encodes 759 amino acids. Gene Ontology annotation, biological process: positive regulation of transcription by RNA polymerase II.